Molecule: messenger RNA, 609 nt
Organism: Menidia menidia (Atlantic silverside)
Lineage: Eukaryota; Metazoa; Chordata; Actinopteri; Atheriniformes; Atherinopsidae
Source: the annotation of a GenBank genome assembly
AUGUGGAUGUCGAUGGCUCGGCGGAGGAUGGGCCCUCUCCCCCCGGCCGCCCUGGUCCUCCUGCUGGCCCUGAGCGCCGUGUGUCCGGCCACGGUCAGCGACCCCGAGGAUUACGCCGCGGACGAGGCGGAGCGGAGCGCGGCCGAGAGCAUGGUUUUCGAUGACUACCGGGGCAAAGGCUGCGUGGACGACAGCGGCUUCGUCUACAAACUCGGGGAGCGCUUCUACCCGGGACACUCGAACUGUCCGUGCGUGUGCACGGAGGACGGGCCCGUGUGCGACCAGCCCGAGUGCCCCAAACUGCACCCCAAGUGCACCAAAGUGGAGCACAACGGGUGCUGCCCGGAGUGCAAAGAGGUUAAAAACUUUUGCGAGUACCGAGGGAAAACCUACAAAAUACUGGAGGAAUUCAAGCCGUCGCCCUGUGAAUGGUGCCGCUGCGAACCAAAUAAUGAGGUGCACUGUGUGGUGUCUGACUGCGCCGUCCCAGAGUCCGGGAUUGAAGUCAAGGUGGACGACUGCACCAUCUGCCGUUGCCACAAUGGGGACUGGUGGAAGCCGGCUCAGUGUUUGCGGCGGGAGUGCCUCAACGGCCAGUCGCUGUCAUAG